AGUCACGACUGGUGCGCGUAACGUGUAGAUGCCAUGAUCAGGUUCCUCCUCCUCCUCCUCCUCCUCCUCAUCUUCCUCCUCAUCUUUCACGUACACUAGAGUUUUCCUCUUCUACAUGCUAUGGCCAUGCAAUAAACAGAAAAUCUCCCUCCGUGCAGUGCGGUCUUCCCGCUCCCCUUUCCUCCACCUGGAGUAUUCGUGCAGCACCAUGCAGGCGGCAGCUGACAGCGACGCUCCUGUAAACAGUGGCAGCAGCAGCACCGCAGACGUCGACGACAGAGACGGAGCAGGAGAGAGGAUGGAGAGGACGGUGGCCAGCGAGCAGCAGGACAGGACCAACAGCCAGCAGCAGCAGACGUCCUCAACGCCGUCCGGUGUGCUCGAUAAGCUGUUUGGGAAGCGACUUCUCCAGGCCCGACACUACAUCAUGUCUCGGAAGUCUUGGUUAAAAAUGGUUCCCACUGAAAACUGUGAUAUACUGAUGACAUUCCCAGAAACAAUAGAUGACCACACUCUGCUGUGGCUCCUGAAUCAGAUUCGUGUUGGAAUCCCACAAGUCAGUAUUCAGGUUCGACAACAUAAACACACCCAGGCACACGCCUUCUUCAUCACGACAACAUUUGAGAACUUACUGCGAGGAGCCGAGCAGAUGGGCAUGCACAAGACCGUGAAACCACAGUUUGGUGGUGGGAUGCGGCGCUUUUCCUGUGAGGAGGACAACAUCUAUGAGAACAUCGAGAGCGAGCUUUGCUUUUUCACCUCACAGGAGCGUCAGAGCAUCAUUAAGUAUUGGCUGGACAACCUGCGAGCCAAACAUGGCGAUGUGCUUCACAACAUUCACUUCCUGGAGGGACAGCCAAUCAUUCCAGAGCUGGUCGCUCGGGGGGUGAUUCAUCAAAUGUUUCCUCUUCAUGAGCAGAGGAUACUCAACCAGCUGAUGACAUCCUGGGUCCAGGCUGUAUGUGAAAGACAGCCGCUUGAUGAUAUCUGUGACUACUUUGGAGUGAAGAUUGGCAUGUACUUUGCCUGGCUGGGUUUCUACACCAACUCCAUGCUUUACCCUGCCGUCAUUGGCUUUCUGCUCUGGAUACUUGCAGAGGCUGACCAGACCAGUCAGGAUAUCUGCUGUGUGGUUUUCGCCCUCUUCAACGUUGUGUGGGCAACUUUGUUUCUGGAGCGCUGGAAGAGGCGGGAAGCCGAGCUGUCCUACAGGUGGGGAACUCUGGAUACCCCUGCCGAGUCCCUGGAGGAGCCCAGGCCUCAGUUCAGGGGAGUGAAGCGCUGCAGUCCCAUAACGGGCUGUGAGGAGUUCUACUAUCCUCCCUGGAAGAGAGCUCUGUUCAGAUGGCUGGUCAGCCUGCCCAUCUGCCUCCUCUGUCUCUGCUUUGUCUUCCUCGCUAUGCUCCUCUGCUUGGAACUGCAGGAAGUAGUGAUGGAAAUUCAGGAGCUACCUGGUAUCACAAGAUUCAUUCCUAAGAUACUUCUGGCUAUUACAGUAACCGUGUGUGACGAGGUGUAUAAGAAGAUUGCCUACUGGCUCAAUGACAUGGAGAACUACAGACUUCAGAGUGCCUACGAGAAUAAUCUCAUCAUCAAGAUGGUUUUUUUUGAAUUCAUCAAUUCCUACCUUAGCCUUUUCUACAUUGGAUUCUACCUCAAGGACAUGGAGCGACUGAAGGAGAUGCUGGCUACUUUGCUGAUUUUCCGCCAGUUCCUACAGAACAUCAAAGAGGUCCUCCAGCCUUAUCUGUAUGAGCAAAACAAGCUGGGUGUCUUCACCCCAAAGGUGCUGUGGGAGCUGCUCCAAGCCAUCAUGCUCAAAUACGGUCGGCUGGCUCUGGGAAAGGCCCAGGCCUCCAUGACGUCUUACUCCUUUCUGGGUCCCAGAGGGAUCCCCGUCAGUCACGCUGCAAACAGCAACCCAGAGCCAAAGAGACGAGGGGACCUGAAAGCUGGAUUCAGGCUGACAGAGGAAGAGUGGGACAUGAAUGACAGUGCCUUGAAGCACCGUAAAGUCAGCUUCACCGAGAAGGUCGACUACCAAGACGUCAUGGCAGAAACGCAGGCCGUGGACGACAGCUUCCUGGAGGACAGUCCCACGCUGGUGGAAGAAGGGAUGGAUCCAUCCAGCAUUUUUGACAGUUGUGAUGAGGACAGUGAUUGUGAAUCGCUUUCUCAACAGGAGACCAAGGAGAAUGCCACUGUGUCCUCUCCAAAGGAAUCUGACUCUCUCUGUCAGAGAAGAAAGAAUGCUGGUGAGGGGAAAGACGACAAGAAGUCGUGGAUUGAUCCGCCAGAAGAACCCAAAGGCGUCACUCUAACACAGGCUGAGAUUGAGAGCUGUAUGCAGACAUAUGAGGACACGCUUCAGGACUACCAGGAGAUGUUCAUUCAGUUUGGCUACGUGGUGCUCUUCUCUUCUGCGUUUCCUCUGGCAGCCAUGUGCGCUCUCAUCAACAACAUCAUCGAGAUCCGCAGUGACGCCCUGAAGCUCUGCUCCGGCCUGCAGAGGCCCUUCGGUCAGAGGGUGGAGAGGAUCGGACAGUGGCAGACUGCAAUGGAAGCCAUGGGUCUGAUAGCCAUUAUAGUCAACUGUUACCUGAUUGGUCAGUGCGGGCAGCUUCAGCGUCUGUUCCCCUGGCUGAGUCCUGAGAUGACCAUCAUCUCCAUCGUCUUACUGGAGCACUUUGCAAUUCUCCUAAAGUACAUCAUCCAUGUUGCCAUCCCUGAUAUCCCUGGCUGGGUAGCAGAAGAGAUGGCCAAGCUAGAGUACCGACGAAGGGAAGCUUUCAAGAAACAUGAGCUACAGGCCCAACAGCACUUCCAGCAGCAGCUCAGGCGCCGGCGUGAAGAAGAGGAGCUCCAGCGUCAGGCUGAGCUGCAGGCCGAGGCCCGUCAGGAGAGCGACUACCACAAGGCAGAGCAGCACCAGCACCACCACGACAAAGCACAAGGGAACAAGCCAGGGGACAAACCCAAGAGACCCAGCUCUCUUCUGGGCAACAACAAUGUGAUGAAGCUAAAGCAGAUUAUUCCUCUCCAGGGGAAGUUCUCCUCCGGUACAUCACGCUCACCAGCACAGUCCCCAACAGGAGGUGAAGCAAAGCUCCCCGGAUUUCUGAAGUUCUUGAAGUCACCUGAGGUUAAAAAAGAGCCGGCAGUGGCAGUUGGAGCAACUCCGGGGUCAACAGUGAGCUCUUCAGGUCCCCCUAGUGGCCAGGAGAGGUCACAAUCCCCCAACAGGACGUUCAGUCCUGGGAAACUGUUCAGUUUUAGUAAGUCGGAGGGUACAGUAGUGUGUGCGAAUGGGACCCAGCUACCAACCCAGGCUGCUAACGCUCAGCCCAAUAGGGCUGAUUUAAACACACCAGAGGAAUUACCCUCCAAUGAGUCAGACAAAGGAGAAUCGAGACAAUUGACUGAUUUAGAAAACUCAAAGACUUAGUAAAUGACCAAUGUAAUAUUAUAAAUGGAGAGCAAUGUACAAAUGUUCAGAGACACUGAUGCACCUGCAGUGUAGGAGAACAUGUUAGUGACAAGGACCACAUGUAAGGUCAGCAAGCAUUAGACCUUCACUCUCGAUGCAACUUACUUCUCACCAAGCAUUACACUGUAUCUAUUAACACUUGAUUAUCUAGCUUCCAUGUAAAAUAUGUACAGUAAGCAUAACUCCCUGAAUGGAGCUUUACUAACCUUUACACCUUUACUAAAGGUUGAAAUCCUGCAUGACUGCCUGGUUUUUAACAGCACCAGAACAGAUUAUGUUGAUGUGAAGGAUCUUCUCGUUUUCAACAUUUCAGGAGCUGAUCACCAACGAGCCCUUUUGUCAAAGCACAUGAACAACAGCUUCCCAUUUUCCAGGUUUGUUUCCCAUUUUGAUGCCUGUAUUGAAUGCAUGUUGCAUCAUGUGCAUGCAUCACAUCCGUCAUGUCUUUUCAGUUUUGAAGCACUUUUAAAGCCAUUGUAUUCUUCCGCAAUAGGUCAGAUAUAUUCACUGUGACCAUGAAAAAUAUUCUAUUUUUCUUAACUUUGAUUUUCUAUGAAUUAUUUUACUACAUAAAUUAGUGAAUGUACUUCUAAGAUGCAAAAAAAAUCUCACUUGAACAAACAUCCAUCAAGAGAUAAUGCACUGGCUGAGUUAAUAAAUAUCACUAUAUGACA
Acanthochromis polyacanthus (spiny chromis) is the source of this 4161-nucleotide messenger RNA. It is a transcript of the gene ano8a, whose product is annotated as anoctamin 8a. The transcript has 18 exons. Lineage: Eukaryota; Metazoa; Chordata; Actinopteri; Pomacentridae. Gene Ontology annotation, molecular function: chloride channel activity. The coding region runs from base 116 to 3445 and encodes 1109 amino acids. The record is from RefSeq and is a predicted model, not a curated record. Gene Ontology annotation, cellular component: plasma membrane. Gene Ontology annotation, biological process: chloride transmembrane transport.